CUUCAAUCAUAUGUUAAUCAACAUGACGCCACGUCUGAAGCGCUGCAUCAUAAAUUGUCUGAAUUUAAUUCUCCUGACUUUGAUUCUGAUCUAUGUGCUGAGCAUUCGACGCAUCUACAAAAUGGAAACGAAGUAUCAACCAGCCAACUGUUUCCUUAACAAGAAUGAGUUAGACGACUCUCUUGGAAUUCCACUGGAGGAUGUGCUGCUAUCCGAAGUGGAACCAAUAAUUGAAAGCACCAUUUUCUUCAUCGAUACGAGCUGUCCUUCGAAUGGAAACAUCUUAGAGUUGACUGCACGCCAAGCAUGUGCCAUUGAAUCUGCGGCCUUCAAUAAUGACAUUUACCAAAUAUUUGUGCUCUUCGCCAGUCCCAGAUAUCAGCAACAGGAGGGAAAAAGACAUCCGCUGAUUGAUGCCAUCUUAAGCUAUCCCAAUGUGCAGCUGCGUCAAGUGAAUCUAAUGCGUUACGCUGCCGGCACGCCCAUUGAGGAUUGGCUGAAGAAGGGUGAGCUCUUUAAAUCGAGCUAUCUGAGCACACAUCUGGCGGAUGUGUUGCGCUUACUUACGCUCUAUCGCUUUGGUGGCAUCUGUGUGCACCUGGAUACAAUGAUUUUGAAUACUGUGACGGUAUUGCCGUUAAACUAUGCGGGUGCCGAUCUUGAUAACCAAAUUUCUACUGCUAUGUUAAGCUUGACCUCGACUGGAUUUGGCCAUCAGUUUGCCGGAGAUUGUUUGCGCGACCUUCAGCAGAGUUUUGAUGCCAACAACAGACACACGAGUGGACGAGAUGUCAUCACGCGUGCUCUGCAGAGAGCUUGUGGCACAUUCAACGUUGCCGAGAUGCGGAAUAAUCCAAAGGGCUGUCAAAGCUUUCAACUGUAUAAUCACACACAAUUCUUACCGAUUAAACCCGCAGAUUGGCGCCAACUGUUUGAGGAAGAGUUUCUCGACGAAGUGCUGCAACAGACAAGGGGAGUCUCUUUUAUGCUGCACUUGUGGCACAGCAAGUCGCACAAAGAGCGCAUCAAGCGGGGCACAAAGGCAGCGUAUACGCAAUAUGCUCGACGUCAUUGUCCCAAAGCCUAUGCAGCAGCUGGUGAAUAUUUUUAA
Molecule: messenger RNA, 1111 nt
Organism: Drosophila albomicans
Lineage: Eukaryota; Metazoa; Arthropoda; Insecta; Diptera; Drosophilidae
Product: lactosylceramide 4-alpha-galactosyltransferase-like
Exons: 2
Coding region: 11-1111 (366 amino acids)
Biological process (GO): glycosphingolipid biosynthetic process
Molecular function (GO): alpha-1,4-N-acetylgalactosaminyltransferase activity
Source: RefSeq, a predicted model, not a curated record